Phycomyces blakesleeanus NRRL 1555(-) is the source of this 451-nucleotide messenger RNA. RefSeq lists its product as hypothetical. NCBI's taxonomy places the organism in Eukaryota, Fungi, Mucoromycota, Mucoromycetes, Mucorales, Phycomycetaceae. The coding region runs from base 11 to 307 and encodes 98 amino acids. Gene Ontology annotation, cellular component: preribosome, large subunit precursor. The transcript has 2 exons. The record is from RefSeq and is a predicted model, not a curated record.
CGUUACCAAAAUGGCCAGAAGUUUACGAUCCCACACCAAGAAGCGCUACAGAGCCAUCAAGCGUGAGCAUGUCUUCAAGCCUGUCGAGGAUUUGAGAUUGCAGCGAUUGUCAGAAGCACAGGCCGAGGCUGCCAAGAAGCCCAACCACGGAACCACCCAGGAAGAACACGAAGCCAUUAAGGCUGAAGCCGAGGUAGCCAUGGUUGAAGAUGAUAAAAAGGUUUCUACAAGCGGUACUCGCAGUGGAAAGCAAGCAAGGAAGCUCAGAGAGAAGAAGAAAAAGAGCAAGGCUUCUUCUAAGUGGUGAUCGAACCAAAUACUUUUGUUUUCCAUACUUUCAAAUGAUUUCAUUCCAUGUCCUCCUCCUCAUUUAACACACGUUUUGUUUACUUCCUCUGCAAAAAAUUAUAAUAAUAAAUGUUUAUAAAGAAAUAUACAUAUAUAUAAAAUU